AUGUCGCAAAGGAGGGCGGGUCAGGCCCGCUCUUCUAGCAGUUCAGGACUGCUAAAUGCGAAAAAUGCUAUAUUAAUUAUGAAUAUUCAUCGUCAAGCAGCGGGGCGACAGAGUACGAGGAGAAAAAUGAGAUUGAGAGAGAGAGACGAUCACGUUCACGUGUGUCGAGACGACACAGAGCUUCACGCUCACAUUCUCGUUAUCGUUCUCGCUCACGCGACAGCGUACGUUCACGCGUGUCGGGGCGACAGAGAGUUGCACACUCACACUCUCGUUAUCGCUCUCACUCACGCGACAGUUCACGGUCACGUUUGCGCACCAGGUCAUAAUGUGAGCGCAACGGAUAACACGAGCGGCCAGGCCACUCGGUCGGUAGAAAAAACAAUAGAAAACCCGUGCGGCAAGGCCACACAGUCGGUAGAAGAGGACAUAACGCUGGACGAGGAAACAUUACUCGUUAUUGGCAAACGACUGCGUUCAGACAAAAAACUAGCAGAGCCCGUGCACAAAGACAUACAAAUUCGUUGGGAGGAAAUUUAUAAAGACGGCUUGCCAAAGGAUAUAAAAGCCGAAUUGUUAAGCAAGCAUCCCCAACCGGUCAACAUCGCAUUCUUAGAGGCGCCGAAGCUCAAUAUAGAAUUAAAAAAAAACCACUACCAAACACGUGACAAAAAACUCGAGGGGCCCGCCUCAGCAGACGAGCAGGAAAUUCAUACAAACACGGCCACCACAGAGAAAGUCGUGGGGCGGGCAUUACAAGCAACGCCAGUUUUCUCCCCGCAAGUCUUACUCAACGAGUCACAGGUCGCACAAGAAGCGGAACUAGAGGAGGUGAGUAGUUUGGCUGGUCGACUGAAGUUCUUUACCGAAAAUUGGAGAUCAAUCACAUCCGAUGAAUUUAUAUUAAACACUAUAAAAGGGUUUAAAAUACCAUUCAAAUCAGAGAUUCGUCAACAGCAGCAGCCCUGCGAACUCUCGUGGUCAAAUAAAGAAAUUAAGGACAUAACAGAGCAAAUAGAUAAACUGCUGCAAAAGGGAGCAAUUCGAAAAUGCGAUGCGGAAGACGAUCAAUUCAUAUCGAGAAUUUUCCUAACGCCUAAACCCGAUGGAUCUAAUCGGCUAAUAUUAAAUCUUAAACCUCUUAAUGAGUUUAUAGACACGUCACAUUUUAAAAUGGAAGACAGUAGAACGGCACAGAGGCUUAUGUAUCGCGAUUGUUACAUGGUAACGAUAGACCUUAAAGAUGCGUAUUACCUCGUGCCUAUUGCGAGCGAGCAUAGAAAAUAUUUACGCUUUUCGUUCCAAGGUCAAAUUUUUGAAUUCACGGUGCUACCAUUCGGCUUGAACUGCGCUCAGUUAAUUUUUACAAAGAUUAUGAAACCUACUGUUACAUUUUUAAGGAAAAAAGGACUCAUGUCCGUUAUAUAUCUCGACGAUAUAUUACUGUUCGGUCACUCGGUAACAAAUUGUUUAGACAACGCCAAUCAAACAAUAGAACUUUUAGAAAAGCUUGGGUUCGUGAUUAAUUAUGAAAAAAGCAGGUUAUCCCCAUCGAAAAAAUGUAUAUUUCUAGGCUUGUGUCUAAAUUCCGAAAAAAUGCAGGUCGAACUACCUCCGGACAAACGGCUAAGUGUAUUGAAACUAAUUCGUAAAUAUCAAAAGACCAAAAGAUGUAAAAUUCGGGAUUUUGCUUCAUUUAUUGGAUCUCUUGGAUUUUGUUGUCAAGCAGCGACAUAUGGUUGGGCAUAUUUGAAAAAUUUCGAGAGAGAAAAGGUUAGAGCACUAGAAAAAAAUCAUGGCAAUUACGAAUUCGUUAUCGAAAUUAACCCCGAGUUACAAGCUGACUUCAAAUGGUGGAAAAACAAUAUACUCAAAAUAGUUAAACCAAUACGUAAUUCCAAAUUUUCGUUGGAAAUUUUUUCGGAUUCAUCGUUGACGGGAUGGGGGGCGUAUUGCAAAGAAGAAAAAAUUCACGGUUUUUGGUCUCAAGAGGAACGUAGACUUCACAUAAAUUGCCUAGAGUUGCUUGCAGCCUUUUUUGCGCUGAAAAGUUUCGCAAAAAACUUGAGCGACUGCAAUUUACUGUUAAGAAUUGACAAUACAACAGCAAUUUCUUACAUCAAUCACAUGGGUGGUAUGGGCAGUAAGAAAUUAAGUGAAGUAGCAAAAAAGAUAUGGUUAUGGUGCGAACGUCGCAAUAUUUGGCUUUUCGCUUCAUAUAUUCAGUCAAAAAGUAACGGUGAAGCGGACUUUGAAUCUAGACGAUUAGAGCCUGAGACGGAAUACGCACUAUCGGAACAAGCCUUUCGAAGAAUUCGGAAAAGAACCCCAUCCACUGUGGCCACAGUUGUCGUUGCUAGCGGGGAUUUUAUCAAGAAAGCAUUAGCGAGGAGAGGAAUAUCUGAUAGGGCAGCAACAAUCGCCUUGGCCUCAGUCUCUAAGUCAACGUUGAAGCAAUACGAAUGCCCGAUUAAAAAAUGGCGUCAAUUUUGUGUUCGAGAGAAGUUGGACCCCUUAUUGAUAAAUUUUACAGCACUUCAAGAUUUCCUCGCCGAAGAAUUCUUUAACGGAGCUUCGUACACGACGAUCAAUUGUUAUAGAUCGGCUAUGUCAUUUGUAUUUGGCCCGAACGUUGCAGAGGAUCCAGGGAUAAAAAGAAUUUGCAAAGGCGCAUAUAAGAUUCGUCCACAAAAACCCAAGUAUAAUUCUACAUGGGACCCGAAAGUGGUACUCGAACGUCUGGCCAAAUGGACACCAAAUAACGAUAUUUCAUUGAAACAGCUGUCUAGCAAACUAGCGACACUGUUAGCGUUAGUGACGGGACAUAGAAUACAGACAUUGUCACUGAUAAACAUUAAUGAUAUAAAUGUAUCAAACGACAGGAUAGAAAUUAAGAUCCCUGCGCAAAUAAAAACCUCAGGGCCAAAGAGAAAGCAGCCCGUACUAAUCCUGCCGUUUUUCGAUAAAAAAGAGAUUUGCGCUGCGCAAACGUUACUCGACUACCUAAAAGUAACACAAGAAAUUCGCGGAGAAACGGAAAUUUUAUUUAUAUCAUUCAAAAAACCGCAUAAAGCAGUGGGUACGCAGACUCUAAGUAAAUGGAUCAAAAAAGUAUUAAAAGAGAGCGGAAUUGAUACGGACUGUUUUGGAGCAUAUAGCACCCGACACGCUUCGACAUCUGCGGCAAAACGCGUGGGUGUCAACAUUGAUACGAUUAGGGCAACAGCGGGCUGGACUAACGAAUCCAAAACAUUUACGAGGUUUUACGAUUUAAACAUAGUACAAGAUAAAACAGAAUUUGCCAAGGCUAUUUUGAACUUAUAA
This is a messenger RNA of Venturia canescens, 3324 nucleotides long. RefSeq lists its product as uncharacterized. The record is from RefSeq and is a predicted model, not a curated record. The transcript is spliced from 5 exons. Gene Ontology annotation, molecular function: DNA binding. The coding region runs from base 1 to 3324 and encodes 1107 amino acids. Gene Ontology annotation, biological process: DNA recombination; DNA integration. NCBI's taxonomy places the organism in Eukaryota, Metazoa, Arthropoda, Insecta, Hymenoptera, Ichneumonidae.